AUGGCGUCCCAAUCUUCCCUGGACCCGCUGGACGUCCUGCAGGCCAUGGUCGACAACGUCCUGGUUCACACUGGUAAAGCCCUCAGGGCCUCGCGUAAAGAUGUUCAGGGCAAUGCGCAGUCAAGCCAAGCGACACUCAAGUCCAAGUUGCCUGAAUCUAUUGACGGCUUCCGAGAAGCCUUGCACAAGUUGGAAUGGGAUAUCGCGCAGAAGCAGCAACAGAGUCAACAGCUUCCAAAACAGCAACCUGUUCCAGCACCUCAGCCCGUUGAGUCUCAGUCCAAGUCGCCCAUGGUUAUUGACCUUGAGUCGUCACCGCCUCCGCCUCCUCAGGACCAGCCCAUGACGGAGCUCAAGGCCAACAAGCCAGUCGCCCCUUUUCCUGACAUGGGCAUGGGGCUCCCCGAUAUCGGUCAGUCCGACCCGGUGAUGAAGGAUGAAGCCAGUCAAAACAUGGCACAAACUACAGCGCCCGAGCAACCCAAGAUAAAACCCAGCGCCUCUCCGGCGCCAGCCGUAACUGCUGCCAUGGCCCCUAUGGCCCCAAUGCCGGUCAUGGAGCAAAAGUCACUGGAUAACCAGAACAGUGACGUGAUGGACCUUACGGCUGAUGGACCUCACUCAGAACUUAAUUUUACAAAUAUGCAGUUUACUUUGGCUCCGACGAACAACGACUCACAAGAUCCAUCCACCACUCAGGAGACGUUUUGCCUACUAGCUCUGGUGCGAAUGCAGUCAAGCAGGAGCCUGCCGUGA
Fusarium graminearum PH-1 is the source of this 756-nucleotide messenger RNA. RefSeq lists its product as uncharacterized. Lineage: Eukaryota; Fungi; Ascomycota; Sordariomycetes; Hypocreales; Nectriaceae. The record is from RefSeq and is a predicted model, not a curated record. The transcript has 4 exons. Bases 1 to 756 code for a protein of 251 amino acids.